AUGGAACAAAGGAUCAACAAUGCGUGCACUUCAGGUCUAGAAGCAUCUGACCCUGAUUGGCCUCAUUUUGGGUACAAGGACAAAGCCGCAGAGCAUCUUAGAGUUCUCUACAAGGAUGCGACUGUAGCUUGUUUCGAUAGUAACCUUUUCAAGCCUAAGUGCGACAGACUGAGUGAGGAAGCCUUUGUUCUUGGUGCUCAAGCGAGACGCGAGGUUUUGCUAGAAAAGGUCGUUCGUCCCUUGCGUAUGGCUCUUCACCUGAUUGAUUGGGACGCGUCCGACGAUAGACCAGAAGUCAUUCCCCUACGAUCAACAAGAGAGGCCCAUCUUGGUCCUCUGCACCAGCUCCGACGCUCUCACAACGCUGUUUCCGAAGUUCAGGAGCGAUCACCGCCGCGAAGAUGGCCGCGCCAAAACCCAGUAUCAUUCUACGAUGAUGAAAGUUUGCCCGAAGGUGUCUUGAGCUUAAAACGUGGACAAUACGAGAGAUGGAAAGAAUUGUUUGUCGAGACUGCUCAAAGGUUCGAAAGCACUGCCGUGGAAGAAACCCAUCCGUUAAAGAUAGCUGUGCUCGACACUGGUCUUGAUCAAAGCCACCAGGAUAUCAUGACCGAGCUUGGCAGAAUUUGGAUCUACGAAAGCUCCCGUGAUAUGUUUGAACGGGCCGAGAACAGUACCAUAAAUGAUCUCCAAGGUCACGGCACACAUAUCGUAGGCCUCAUCCUGGAAUAUGCGCCAGAAGCCGACCUUUAUGUUGCGGACGUCACAAUUGACGGUGAAGCUGACCGUAACCUGAUCGCGAAGGUGAGAUAUAAUCCAGUCAAAGAACGCGACUAUGCUUACAACGCCCAGGCUAUAGUUUCUGCUGUUAACCACGAGGUUGACAUCAUCUCGAUAUCGUUCGGGUUUCAACGGAAGAGCGUUGGCGACGACCUUGAGCAAGCUAUUGACUACGCCAAAAGUAAAGGAGUUCAUAUCGUUGCGGCAGCGUCGAACAGCGGAGGAAAUGCGGGUCGCGCAUGGCCAGCCCGAUAUGAUGGCGUUUUCUGCAUUCAUUCUACUGACGCAAACGGAAACCCUUCCGGAUUCAAUCCCACCGCGCUUGAAGAAGUCAAUUUCGCGACCGUCGGUGAGGCUAUCGUAUCUAGCUGGCCAGGGCACCUGUCCGAAUCACCUGGCAAUGAUGGUACGGAUGAUAGUGACACUCUGACCAAAGUCAAGUCCGGAACAUCAUUUGCAACCCCGAUCGCUGCAAGUAUCAUCGCCUUUGUGCUGCGCUAUGCGAGGACACAUCUAGAUCAAGAGUACGCACAGCAGCUAAGGCGACAUGCUGUCAUGGGCUCCGUUCUGAGGUGCAUGGCAGGACCUAAAAGAUUAGAGUUCUACUACCUGGCGCUGCACUCCAACCCCGCUCAGAUUUUUGGUAGAGAGAACCCGGAGGACACCCGCAGAGAUAUAAUCACGGCUAUCAGGCAGUCCGGGUAG
Messenger RNA from Alternaria conjuncta, 1485 nucleotides. RefSeq lists its product as uncharacterized. Gene Ontology annotation, biological process: proteolysis. The transcript has 4 exons. The coding region runs from base 1 to 1485 and encodes 494 amino acids. The record is from RefSeq and is a predicted model, not a curated record. Gene Ontology annotation, molecular function: serine-type endopeptidase activity. NCBI's taxonomy places the organism in Eukaryota, Fungi, Ascomycota, Dothideomycetes, Pleosporales, Pleosporaceae.